GGGAGCAGCGGCACAGCACGGCACGGCGCCAAGAUGGGCCGGACGGUCGUGGAGCUGUUUUACGAUGUGAUCUCCCCGUACUCCUGGCUGGCGUUUGAGGCUCUCUGCCGGUACCGGCACAUCUGGAAUAUUGACCUGCGUUUCCGUCCAGCUUUCCUUGGUGGCAUAAUGCAACAAACUGGUAACAAGCCACCAGGCAUGUUACCAAAGCGAGGUGAAUACCUGGUGAAGGAUGUGAAAAGGAUGGCAAAAUACUACCAGGUGCCUCUACGCAUGUCUGCAGAUGCCUUACAGCAAAUCAUCCGCACAAGCAGUCUGACGGCCAUGCGCUUUAUCACAGCCAUUGACAUGACAAACCCACAGUACCUGGAACCCUUAUCCAGAGAGUUCUGGAUGCGGUUUUGGUCACAGCAUGAAGAUAUCACUCAGCCAGAGAACCUAUUGACAGUUGCCCGACAAGCUGGGCUGUCAGCAGAGCUCUCCCAGAAGACACUUGAAAUGAUUUCAUCAGCUGCAGUGAAGGACCGACUGAAAGAGACAACAGCUGAGGCGCUGAAAUAUGGGGCAUUUGGGAUGCCUGCUGUUGUGGCACAUUAUGAAGGGGAACCUCAUCUGUUUUUUGGCUCUGAUCGUUUAGAGCUGCUAGGCAGCUUUAUAGGUGAAAAAUGGUUGGGACCAGUUCCAAGCCCCAAGCUGUGAAAAGUCCCAAGGAAAUAUACAGGAAGGAAAAUAUAUAUAUUUUAAUCUUCAGUGAUUAUCUGAAUGUAUUCAAUUGCAUGGAGAGAUGGCUUUCUCAUCCUUAACGCUUUAUUGCUUGGUCUCAUCUCUAAUUUUAAAGAAUUUCAACGUUUGCCAGUAAUAGCAGCCUGGUGUUUACUAAUACAAAUGUGCUCCCUUUCUUUCAACAGAUUAAAGAGUAACAUUAAAGAUUUAACUUCUUGCAGA
Molecule: messenger RNA, 945 nt
Organism: Sturnus vulgaris (Common starling)
Lineage: Eukaryota; Metazoa; Chordata; Aves; Passeriformes; Sturnidae
Gene: GSTK1
Product: glutathione S-transferase kappa 1
Biological process (GO): glutathione metabolic process
Cellular component (GO): peroxisome; mitochondrion
Molecular function (GO): glutathione peroxidase activity; glutathione transferase activity
Source: RefSeq, a predicted model, not a curated record